AUGCCUUGUAUGCAACUUUAUGUAUGGGGACCUGCUUUUAAUGCACCCUCCAUUGAUCCCAAAUGUAUUGUCAUCGAGUCUUAUUUACGUCUUGUACAACAAAACUACACAAUUGUCAAAUGCAACGAUCCUCAACAAAGUCCAACUGGUGAAUUGCCUCUGUUGAAUGAUGGAUCUGCUUGGGUUGCUGGUGUGGACCGUAUUCUCAAUUACUUGUCUCAACGUGAUAAAGAUGCCAACAAAGACCUCAGCGCAGAACAAAAGGCAGAUUACACUGCUUAUUCUGCAUUAGUCCAGGAUAAGCUCUAUGAUUGCAUGCUUUAUACAUGGUAUGCAGAUUCCACCAAUUUCAUCAAACAUAUUCGACCCACCUACGCAACACUAUUAUCCUUUCCUAAUCGAUACAUUGUGCCUAUCCAACUCAAGAAAAGUGCCAAAGCUAGAUUAGAGAAAUACAAUGUCGAGAUCAUCAGAGAUGACGUUGGAUUGCCACAAAACGAAAAGGAGGAGAUGAAGGAGCUGUUGAAAUCUGGAUGGCAUCAUAUGUUCCAAUUGGCCAGAGAGACUUACGGCAUUUUACAAUCACAAUUGGGUGAGCAAGAUUACAUGUUUGGCGAGCAAGCGACUACAUUGGAUUGCAUUGUAUUUGGCUAUUUAGCCUUGCAUUUAUAUCCUGAUUUAUCGCACCGAAGACUGCAGCACAUUCUCACCAACGAAUACCCAACACUAGCCCGCUACUGCGACAGAAUGAAACAACUUUUAUUUGAGCAAGAACUCGUCGAAUCUGAAGCUGCAGAGGAUGUCCCUUCGCUCUGGAGAACAUUUAGAAACAACCCGAUGGGAUUCUUGGGUACAGUCAAAGACGACGUUGUUUCAUACAUGGGCACCGAGACAGAGGAUAAAAAAGAAAAGAGUCAAUCCCAAGUCGAUUUUGAGCGCAAGCGUAUUUGGUCUAUUGCGGGUGGUGUUACAUUCUUCUUGGCCUAUGUUAUAUAUAAUGGCAUUGUGAGCAUAGAUUUGAGCGGUGAAGAGGACUACGAGUAUGAAUAUGAAGAGGAGUAUGAUGAUGAAUAG
Mucor velutinosus is the source of this 1074-nucleotide messenger RNA. RefSeq lists its product as uncharacterized. Gene Ontology annotation, cellular component: cytoplasm; SAM complex. Gene Ontology annotation, biological process: mitochondrion organization. The record is from RefSeq and is a predicted model, not a curated record. NCBI's taxonomy places the organism in Eukaryota, Fungi, Mucoromycota, Mucoromycetes, Mucorales, Mucoraceae. The coding region runs from base 1 to 1074 and encodes 357 amino acids. The transcript has 5 exons.